UUUCCACACAAGUGGAUGAGAAAAUGGGAAGUUGAUAUCUUGUUUUCUUAGUGGAAAAUGUGCAUGAACAAGUCCAACUUCUGUCAAGUUUUGAGAAGUUCCGAUCGAAAUCCGGGGCCCUUCUAGCUACGUGGUGCUGCUAGUUGGUUUCCAAGACUCCUUACAUCCCAAACGUGUACAGAGGGCAGAUUCUUGUCAUCUUCAUGGUGUGGCUGAGCUAUUUUGAAGAUGUCAUGGCAACUACAAGUCUAUAACCACACAUUACUUUCCAAGCAGAUUUCAGUCUCUGUCAACAAACAAUCCUGCUUCUGAAAUCUUUUUCCAAAACAAUUACUACCUCUAAAUGCAUCUCUAAUCAUACAGGAACAUCCUUACAUUGUUUGUCUAGGCAUUGCCAAGAAAAUUCCAGCACAACCCGGCAGAGCCCACUUGUUUUCAGCUCCUACAUUACCCUCCUCAAUAUCAGAGCUACCCCAUUCGCAUUCUCGUUCUCUUUACCUCGAAAUUUCAGUUGGAAAAAGGGACCUGUACAGCGCAGCAAGAAAUAAUUUCAGCAUAGAUUUUAUCAUUUGGAUUUUGGAGGAGUACUCUGUGGUUUUGGUGAUUUAGCGUUUAUGGCUGGCGGUGUCGAUUUGAUUUGCUUGGUGUUUAUGUGGAGCUUGUGGAGUGCUGCUUGUAAUGGUGCAACAGACACUCUGAAACCAGGUGAAAGUCUAAAUUCUUCAAGCUUGUUAGUUUCUGCAAAUGGGAAGUUCACUAUGAAUUUUCGUGCUCAUGAGCUUGAUCCAAACCAUAGUUACUUAGUUAUAACGUGGAAUGGGAGUCAUAACUAUGCGUGGGUUGCGAAUAGAGAAGCAUCCAUUUUGUACCCUUCUGGAGCUCUUACAUUGGACAGGAACAACACAUUGAAGGUUACUCACAGAGAUGGGGAUGCCCUGGUGCUUUACUCUGCUGAUUCGGAGACUAUCGGUGGUGAUGCUGUGGCUACUCUUAUGGAUGAUGGGAAUUUUGUGCUGCAAGAAGUGAGCUCUGAUGGAUCGGAGAAGAGGGUUUUGUGGCAGAGUUUUGAUUAUCCUGGAGAUGUGCUUCUGCCAGGUAUGAAAUUAGGGGUUAACCGUAGUAGUGGCCGCAAUUGGUCACUGUCGUGCUGGUUUACUGAGAGAAGUGCGGUGCCAGGACCUUUCACUCUUGAAUGGGACCCUGACGGACACGACUUGAAAAUUAAGCGGCGUAGGGUGGUGUAUUGGAGUAGUGGAGUGUUUCGAGAUGGGAGUUUUGAAAAUAUUAAGGAGAAGAGGUAUAAGUUUAGCAUUGUUUCAAAGAAGAAUGAAGACUAUUUUAGUUACACUACUUUAGAUGAAAAUGCUGUAUCAGAGUGGCUGCUAACCACAAUAGGGCGACUAAAAGACUUUGAUGAAUCAAUUGAUAUUGCAAAAGCAGAUUCCUGUUAUGGGUAUAACACUGAAGGUGGAUGCCAGAUUUGGGACCAGCCAAAGUGUCGGCGUUCUAGUGCUGAAUUUGAGCAACAAAAUGGUUACUUUAAUCCAACAGGUGCUAGCGGCACUACUGCAACAUCAACAAGUGAUUCAAAUACAAGUCUCAGUAUUAGUGACUGUAAGGCUGCUUGUUGGGCAGAUUGUAACUGUAUUGGAUUCCUCUUUCUGUUUCCUAAUCAGACUGGAUGUCGGUAUUGGACUGGAAACUUGAAAUUCAUUGCAGACAGCAUAAGUUAUGAUUCAAAUGUUGUAUAUGUUUUAACAACAAAGUCAGUCGACAGCAGCGAUGCAUCACGUAAGUGGAUAUGGAUUGGUAUUGCACUUCUCGCUGUUCUUCUGGUAAUGGUGCUUUGUAGCAUGUGCUACCUACUACGAAGAAGAAAACUUGCAGGUGAGAACCAAAGAAAUGUCCAGGAUAUGCUGAACAUGAUAAACUCUAAUAGACCUACUAAUGCUAAUGGACUUCAAAAUGAUGGAAAGGGGGGACAUGAUUUAAGGGUAUUUAAGUAUCCAUCUAUCAUAGCCGCCACCUGCAACUUCUCUGAUGAAAAUAAGCUAGGAGAAGGCGGUUUUGGACCUGUUUAUAAGGGGAAAUUGGUGACCGGACAAGAAGUGGCAGUGAAGAGGCUUUCAAAACUUUCAGGACAGGGAAUAUCGGAGUUUAAGAAUGAGUUGAUACUUAUACAUGAACUCCAGCAUACAAACCUUGUUAAGCUCUUCGGAUUUUGCAUUCAUGGUGAAGAGAGGAUGUUGAUAUAUGAGUACAUGACGAACAAAAGCUUGGCCCACUUUUUAUUUGAUUCCACUAAAUGCCAGCAGCUAGAUUGGAACAAACGUUUCAACAUAAUUGAAGGAAUUGCUCAAGGUUUGGUUUACUUGCACAAAUAUUCCAGAAUGAGAGUAAUUCAUAGAGAUUUGAAGGCAAGUAAUGUUCUGCUUGAUGAAAGGAUGAAUCCCAAAAUUUCUGACUUUGGAAUGGCAAGGAUUUUCAUGAAUGAUGAACAAGAAGCAAAUACUAUGAAGAUUGUUGGGACACGUGGUUAUAUGUCCCCCGAGUAUGUUAUGGGGGGAAAUUUUUCCACAAAAUCGGAUGUCUAUAGUUUUGGAGUGUUAAUGCUUGAAAUCCUAAGUGGUAGGAGAAACAACAGCUUCUACAAUGAUGAUCGCGCCUUCAACUUAGUUGGUUAUGCAUGGGCGUUAUGGAAAGAAGGUGCAGGACUAGGAUUAAUGGAUCCGACACUUGGUGAUUCAUGUGAUGAACAUCAAUUGUUGAGGUGCAUCCAUGUUGGUCUGCUCUGCGUGGAGGAAAAUGCAGCUAGUCGACCCACGAUGUUAGAUGUGAUACCUAUGUUGACCAAUGAAAGCAUGUCUUUACCAGUUCCUACAAAACCAGCAUUCUGUACAGAAAGAAAUGUGAUCACAGAUGCUAUAGGUGGAAGCGGAUCGGAAACGGUUUCAUCUAUAAAUACUAUCUCCAAUUCUGGUUUUGAUGGGCGUUAAAGUUACACCCUUUCCCCUUGAGAAUAUAGGUGGUUAUGAGAUUCGAAGUUUGAUUUUCUGUCAAAAAGCACGAGAUCAUUUGAUAUUGCAAAAGCAGAUUACUGUUAUGGAUAUGACAGAGAUGGAGGGUCCCAGAUUUGGGACCAGCAGCCAACUAAGUGCUGGCGUUUUGGUGAUGUAUUUGAGCAAGACAAUGGUUACUUUAAUCCAACAGAUUCUAGUGGCUCUAAUGCAACAUCAACAAGUGAUUCAAAUAGAAGUCGCAGCAUUAGUGAUUGUAAGGCUGCUUGUUGGGCAGAUUGUGACCGUCUUGGAUUCAUUUUUCUGCUUGCUACCUAAUCGGACUGGAUGUCGAUUUUGGAAUGGAAAGUUAAAGUUCAUUCCAGCAAAAGUUGGUUACGGUUCUAGUGUUGUUUAUUUUUUAACAACAAAAUCAGCCAGCAGGAGCUGGAAGCAUUCUUGCUCUUGAGCCAAGAGCAAAAAAUCGUUCCACAAAUUUUUCACAUAACAUGACUUCACAUCCUUCAAUCAAAUGAGAACAUGUGCGCACCAACAGCAAAUAAGAACUUUGGCUUCCAUAAAAAGUAAACAACAAGCAAUGAAUCUUGGGAUAAAUAGAAGUUAACAGAAAUCAUGAUCAGUAAACUUACAUGUUUCACACAUCUAUAACCAGUUUAUUGUAACUCAUAUACUAGCCAUAUCUGAAAUCAGGGCUCUCUCCAGAAGCUAGUGUAUUAAAACUCAAUUUAUGUUUCAAUUGUUAGCCUCUACAGCACAUAAGUGGAUAUGGAUUGGUGCUGCUGGUCUAUUGGUAAUGGUGCUUUGCAUCCUCUGCUAUCUAUUAAGAAGAGAUCCUGCAACUCCAGACAAUUUCUCUGGAGAAAACAAGCUCGGAGAAGGGGGCUUUGGACCUGUUUAUAAGGGAUCAAUGCCGACAGGUCAAGAAAUAGCUGUAAAGACGCUUUCAAGUGGUUCGGUGCAAGGAGAAGUAGAGUUCAAGAAUGAACUGAUACUCAUAUCUGAACUCCAACAUAUUAAUCUUGUUCAGCUUUUUGGAUAUUGCAUUCAUGGAAUCAUGGUGAAGAGAGGAUGUUGAUAUACGAGUAUAUGGCAAACAAACUUACAAAAGUCUGGACUACAUUUUAUUUGUGGUUACAUGUCUUCUAGCUGAGUAUGCUAUGCAGGGAUUUUUUUCUGAAAAAUCAGAUGUCUUUAGUUUUGGAGUGUUGAUGCUCGAAAUCAUAAGUGGUAGGAAAAACAACAGCUUCCACACUGCUCAUCGUGCGCUCAAUUUAGUAGGAUAUGUAUAUCAUGCAAUUCUUAGUAAUACUUGUAUUGAUUUUGUUCUUUAUUUUCAUGUGAAAUGUAAAUAAAAUUAUGUAUCCUAAAUGGAUACGAUCUUGUUUCAAGCAUGGGAGUUAUGGCAAGAAGGUGCAGGACUAGAAUUGAUGGACGCAACUCUAAGUGAUUUAUGUGUACGUUGAAAAUCAACUAUUAAGAUGCAUCCAUGUUGGUCUACUAUGUGUUGAAGAGGAUCCAGGACUUCGGCCAACCAUGUCAGAUGCCAUAUCUAUGCUGACAAUUGAAAGCUUGCCUUUACCUAUACCAACAAGACCAGCAUCUUUUCCAGUAAGGAAUUCGGCUGGAGUAAAUAUAAGAGGAAAUGAAUCUGAAAAGAUUACAGAAAAUGGCUUGUCCGACUCCCUUAUUCUAGGACGGUGAAGGCGCCUAAUGUGUUAUGGAAGAAGGUGGCUAGCCAGCUAAUUUGCCCUGGUUGAGUUGGAUCAACUUGAGUUAGCUAAGGGAUUCUUUGUGCUUUGUGUUCUCUACGUAAAUAAAGUGUCAUACAUGUAUA
Messenger RNA from Rosa chinensis, 4851 nucleotides. Its product is annotated as G-type lectin S-receptor-like serine/threonine-protein kinase CES101. NCBI's taxonomy places the organism in Eukaryota, Viridiplantae, Streptophyta, Magnoliopsida, Rosales, Rosaceae. The record is from RefSeq and is a predicted model, not a curated record. Gene Ontology annotation, biological process: protein phosphorylation. Gene Ontology annotation, molecular function: ATP binding; protein serine/threonine kinase activity. The transcript has 10 exons. The coding region runs from base 615 to 2996 and encodes 793 amino acids.